AGUUUAUUUUGUGUAUUUUCAAGUUGUUCUGGUAUUGAUUGAAAAUAAUCCUUUCCAUAUUUGAGACGCACGAAGAAAUAUCUUUUGUAAAAACAUACUUAAAUAUUAUGACACGUAAUAUCUUUAUUUCAAUCACCUGGUGUUCUGUUUAGACACUGUUGGAUGCACAAUGUCAAAGAAAAGGCCAACUGAAGCUUCUUGGGAAAGUGAUGAGGAUCUGCUGGGAGAUGGCUCUAGUGUUAGUGCAUUUUCAUCUAAAAUGCAAUUUGAUGAUCCAGACAUAGAUGAGGAUGCUCUACUGAACAUUGAUGAGGAUGACAAAAGCCACAAUUACUCUGUUGAGUCUCAGAAUGACAUAGUAGAAAGAGUUGAUUUAGGGAUAUCCAGUGAAAAUUGUGCAUUUGAUGACACAGCUAACAGUCAGGAGCUAGAUUAUGAGGAUAUUCCCGAGGAAGUCCCUCCUGUAGAGGUAUAUGCUGAAAAUGAAGAGACUGAGGACCCACUGCUUGUUGAUGAACAGCCUAAUGAAACAAUUUGUACAGCCCAGCCUACUCAU
This is a messenger RNA of Mercenaria mercenaria, 556 nucleotides long. RefSeq lists its product as uncharacterized. The transcript is spliced from 5 exons. The record is from RefSeq and is a predicted model, not a curated record. Lineage: Eukaryota; Metazoa; Mollusca; Bivalvia; Venerida; Veneridae. The annotation marks the transcript as partial.